AAGCCUUUAGUCUUCUGGAGGUGCUGCCUCUUCCCAGUUCCGACCGACUCUUCCUCGCUGCUGCUUCCCAGCGCCAAGGUCUCCUCGCUGUGGAGCUCCAAGUCCAAUUGCAAGCGAGCCGAGCGCAGCACUUUUGUAAACGAAUAAACAAACAAAGGCAUUCUCCCCAAACCACACACACACAUACACACAAAAAAGACGUCUUUUCCUGAGCCACACGUGAACUCCCUCCCGUUCUGGCCACGGACUGUAAACUAUGUGGAAGAAACGCUAAAGAGAAGUAGGCACUGGGCAAAGCCAAAGAGAAGAGACUAUCAGGUUCCGGAGGUCGAUUUCAUGGACAGUACUUGAACCCUGAGCGAUCCGGGGGAAAUUGGCUUCUGAUUUCGGUUAGAACUUCGCUGCUCGGACAAAUGCAUACAAAUGCAUUUAGGAGCUCAAAGGACAAGGAGUGGAAGCAUCUCUCCCACGGCACAAACGAAAAAAAUAUUCAUGAUCAUAUUACCCUUCAAUCAUCAAAAAAGCAAGUCUGAUGUUCAGAAGACCCUUCUCCUUCUUACACUAUGUAUAGCUGUGGGUUGUGUGCAAAGACAGCAAGAAGGCAUAGAUGUUCUCCAUCAUUUAGGCCUAAGUGGGCAAGCCACGCAUCAUCCAACAACAGGGUCUACGAUACAUUUGUCACGUGCUUCAUCACCUCAAGGGGUUCACCUAACUGCAUUUGGAGUCCUUUUAUCCACUCAGUCAGCCAUUGAAGUUCCCAUCUCUCAAGUGAGAGCGUCAGGCUUAGGUUCCAAUUUUGCCAUACUAAUUAGUUUACGCUCUUAUGGAGUAAACAAUGCCUUUCUUUUCAGUGUUAGGAAUAAAAACAGACUGCAGUUUGGUGUACAGUUGCUACCAAAGAAGAUAAUGGUACACACUGGAGGGAAGCACUCUGUAUACUUUGAUUAUCGGGUUCACGAUGAGCAGUGGCACACGUUUGCUAUUGAUGUUACAGAAAAAUCAGUGUCCCUAUAUACUCAGUGCGGAAGGAAACACUUUAGCAAGGAGAUUCUUUCCAAAGUACAGUUUGAUUCACACAGCUUAUUUACCUUAGGAAGAAUGAAUUCCCAGUCAGUCAACUUUGAAGGUGUGUUAUGUCAGUUGGAUAUUAUCCCCUCUGCACAAGCCUUGACAAACUAUUGCCAAUAUGUGAAACUACAGUGUCGCCAAGCUGAUACAUACCGAUCUCAUACAAUUUCUCCAAGUGAGGUGAUCUCAAGCAAGCUGUUGGAUGAAGUAACCCAACCAUUAAGUAAAAGAAAAGGUACCCUAAACCUUCAUGUCAGUAAGUCAGCAUUAGUACAAGAUCCUCAAGAAUUGAAGGAAACAACUUCUUCUUUGACUCCUCUUUACUUAGGGAAUAUUACUGCCUUGUCAGAACCAAAUGACCAGCAAACUGUGAAUGUCUCCAAAGAACAUCAACAUCUUGUCAGCAAAAGGAAAGGUGAUUCCUUGCAUCUCACAAAAUUAAUUUUAAAUCAUACAGACUUUGUGACAGAAAAUAUAAAAAGAAAAACCAAUUCCAGUUUUCUGCUUUACAUAAAGCAGCCUAAUGCCAAACAUAUGAUGAAAAAUACAUCAAAGCCAUAUUUAUAUGAACUAAUGGAUACACAACAUUUUUUAAAUACAACAUUGCAUGAGGAUUUCCAUUCUGAACCUUUAAUUAACCGGUUUGGCUCAUUGGAUGAGCAUACAGUUCGGAUUGAUGAGAUUUAUAAUGCAGAAGGCAAUUAUGAAUUUGAUGCUGAUUAUUAUGAUUAUGAUUAUGAAGAAUGGGAGAGACUACUUGACAUGGAAAAUCUUAAGGGGCCUAAAGGAGAUCCUGGACAGGUGGGACCCCCAGGUCCUCCAGGAUUACCUGGCCCAGCAGGAAAGCGUGGCCCAAGAGGUAUUCCAGGCCCACAUGGAAACCCUGGGCUGCCAGGUUGGCCUGGUCCAAAGGGCCCAAAAGGUGAUCCAGGGUUUUCCCCAGGACAAGCAAAGCGCGGAGAAAAAGGUGAUGCAGGAUUAACAGGGUUACCUGGCAUAGAGGGUCUCAAAGGUGAAAAGGGUUUAGUGGGAUAUUCAGGACAAAGAGGGAUGCAAGGGGAACAAGGAAUUCUAGGAAUGACUGGCAACCCUGGGGCUUUUGGUUACCCUGGCAGGCAGGGUUUAACAGGACCCGAAGGUAACCCAGGCCCUAAAGGUGUAAGAGGUUUCAUUGGACCUCCGGGAGUGGCUGGGAAUCCUGGACCUGAGGGAGAAAGAGGUAUUCCAGGCUUACCUGGAAAAAGAGGUAUAAAAGGGAGAAUAGGAUUGCCAGGUGAUUUUGGAAACAGAGGUCUUCCUGGUCCUGAUGGAAGUCCUGGAAAUGUUGGUGGUGUUGGUCCUCCUGGAUUUCCUGGACUUAGAGGUAUUGUGGGAAAAGCUGGACCAUCUGGACUUCCUGGGAUUCCUGGACCUCUGGGUCUUCCAGGUAGUAUGGGGCAACCUGGAUUGAAAGGUGAUAAGGGUGAACAAGGCAUUACAGGAGAGCAAGGAGAGGUGGGGUAUCCAGGAGACAAGGGUGCUGUUGGUUUGCCAGGGCUUCCAGGAAAUAGAGGAAAACCAGGACCCUCGGGCAAAAUGGGAGAUCCAGGACCCCAGGGGCCAUCAGGCCCACCCGGACCAGAGGGUUUUCCAGGAGAUAUUGGUGUACCAGGUCCAAACGGUCCAGAAGGCCCAAAGGUUAGAUUAUGUCAAGCUGUAAAAGUACUCAGGAAAAUGGAACUCCAGAAUAUCUUGAGAAACUUACAUACAGGUCAGGAAGACACAAUAUGGACUGGUUCCAGUUUGCCAAAGGAGUGGGACAAGGCUGGAGAAGAAGGACCCAUUGGGCCAAUUGGAGUAACUGGACCAAGGGGGAAACCUGGAAGGAAAGGUUUUGCAGGUGAACCAGGACUAGAAGGCCUGAAGGGAGAAACAGGAGACCAAGGAGUUCUCGGGAAAACUGGUGAAACAGGACCUAUUGGCUCAUCUGGUGAAAUUGGACAAUCUGGAGGACCUGGUGAGAAGGGAGACAGAGGUAAUCCAGGCCCAGUGGGCCCUCCUGGAGAAAAAGGUCUCAUGGGUUAUUCAGGUCCACCAGGUGGUUCUGGUGAUGUAGGGCCACAGGGACUACCUGGCCCUCCAGGAGCACGAGGACCUCCUGGACCACAGGGUAGUAAAGGUCAAAGAGGACCACGAGGCCUAGAUGGUCCUCUGGGAGAGCAAGGGACAGAAGGUAUUAAGGGAGAAGCUGGUGAUGCUGGGAAAAAAGGCAUUCCUGGACUCAUUGGGAAAGCUGGAAUCCCUGGAGAAAGAGGCAGUCCAGGGGCACCAGGUUUGCCUGGCCUUUCUGGAAGUACGGGAGAUAGAGGUCCUUCGGGUGAACCAGGACCAAGGGGAGAACAAGGUGAUGCUGGUCCUGUAGGUGAAGCUGGCUUUGAGGGAUCACCUGGCCCAGAGGGAGAGCCAGGACCAAAUGGAGAACCAGGCACAAAGGGAGAUUCUGGACCAAUUGGCAAUAUUGGAGCACCAGGUGAACAAGGUGUAAGAGGUAUUCGAGGACCACCAGGAGAAGAUGGUGUUCAAGGAAAAGAUGGAUCAAAGGGCAGUUUAGGAGACCCUGGCCUUCCUGGAGAAGAUGGUGAAAAAGGAAAAAUUGGAAUUCCAGGGCUUAUUGGCCCUCCAGGUGAACCUGGAAUCAGAGGCAUUCCAGGUCCUGAAGGAAAUCAAGGAAGUCCAGGUCAAAGAGGUCGUUCAGGAAAAAAGGGGGAAAAGGGUCAACAUGGUUUCCCAGGAGAAAUCGGAGCUAUGGGUGAACCUGGCAAGCUUGGUGAAAUUGGACCAAAGGGUUCAAGAGGAACUAGAGGACCAGUGGGACAUUUAGGAGCAAUGGGAUCAGCAGGAAAACCAGGAAUUCCAGGUUAUAGGGGUCACCAAGGUCCGAUGGGAGCACUUGGCCCUCCAGGACCCAAAGGAGAGAAAGGUUACCCUGGGGAAGACAGCUCAAUGCUAGGACCACCUGGGCCCCUAGGUGAACCAGGUCCUACUGGUGAACGGGGAGAGAGAGGAGAACCUGGUGACAUAGGUUACAUGGGUCACCCCGGACUCCCAGGACUUAGAGGUGCUGUUGGACAACAAGGGCCACCAGGUGAACCAGGCGAACAGGGAGAGCAAGGGCUAAAAGGAGAAAGAGGAUCUCGAGGUCCUAUUGGAAAAAAAGGAUCAAGUGGUCAGCCUGGGAAACCUGGAACGCCUGGAGAACCUGGUCCUGUUGGUCAGAAAGGUGUAGCUGGCAACCCUGGAUCAGAAGGUAUUCCUGGAAAUCCUGGAAAACCGGGGUUAUCUGGACAGCAGGGCCUUCCUGGUACCAGAGGAAGCCCAGGACUAGCUGGACUAGCAGGAUAUCCUGGAACUCAUGGACGUAAAGGUUCACCAGGUGUGCCAGGAAGCCCUGGCCUGCCAGGAUUAAAGGGUGAACAAGGGCUUCAGGGACAUCUAGGAAAGCAAGGUAGAAGAGGAUUUCCAGGGACACAAGGUGAUCAAGGCCGACCAGGACUUCCUGGCCAGAAAGGACUCGCCGGAGAAUUUGGAGAUCAAGGUUUGAUGGGAUUUCAAGGGUUUCCAGGUCCCAAGGGCCCUGAAGGUGAUCAUGGUUUAAUUGGAAUUUUGGGACCUAAAGGCCCAAUAGGUGAAAUAGGAAACACAGGCCCUGUAGGUUACGAAGGUAUUGUUGGUCCAGCUGGCAGACCUGGACCCAGGGGGGAAAAGGGAUCCAGAGGUGAAAUUGGCCCUCAAGGACCCCGCGGUCACCCAGGUCUACCCGGUCCACCAGGAGGACCUGGACCCAGAAAACAAAUAGACAUGAGUGCCACUAUUCAAGCCUUGAUUGAAUCAAAUGCUGCCUUAGAAAUGGAGAAUUAUCAGAACACUGAAGUGACAUUCUUGGACCACAGUGCCAAAAUAUUCAAAACACUACAUUAUCUGAGCAAUUUACUCCAUAGCAUCAAAAACCCACUGGGAACCCGAGAUAAUCCAGCACGUAUCUGCAGAGAUUUGCUCAACUGCGAACGUAAAGUAUCCAAUGGAAAAUAUUGGAUUGAUCCAAAUAUUGGGUGCCCUUCAGAUGCUAUUGAGGUUUUCUGCAACUUCACUGCUGGUGGCCAGACAUGUUUAUCAUCUGUAUCUGUCACAAAGUUGGAAUUUAACAUUGGAAAAGUACAGAUGAACUUCCUUCAUUUACUUAGUUCAGAAGCAACCCACACUAUUACAGUUCACUGCCUAAAUACCCCAGUGUGGAAAACUAAUGAACUACAUGAUCAGAAACCUUCCCUGAUCUUCAAAGGAUGGAAUGGUGAUAUUUUUGAAGCAAAUACGCUGCUUGAACCAAAAGUUCUUAUGGAUGAAUGCAUGAUUCAAGAUGGCAACUGGCAUAAGACUCAAUUUUUUUUCCACACUCAAGACACCAAUCAACUACCAGUUCUUCAGGUUCAUCCAUUUUCUCAUCUCAAACAAGGACAACAGCGAUACAUAGAAAGUGGCUUUGUGUGCUUUCUCUAAGAUUUUGAAUAAACCUCCUCCUAACGCCAUAUGCAGGACACAAGAAAUAAUUAUAAAACUGUGGAAGAAUUGUACAGCAACAUGCUGGUGAUUUCUUAAAGAAUCUCAGGAAGAAAAAGACUUCCUCCUAUGAAGGAGAAAUGGUUUCAGAAAGAAACUUUUGACAAUAUUAAUAAAAUAUUUAAUUUUUGGUUGGUGCUUUUUAUGAUAUUCUCUGAACCAAAGAAUAUACAUAUAUGGAAAUUCUUCUUGAUUUUAUUAACAGCACUGUCCAUGACACCUUAAAAGAUGGAAGAAUGCAGUAAAAAGGAGUAUGGUUUAUGCUCCCAAAUGUGCAAUAGCUUAUGUUAUACUGACAAUGAGUUACGCCGCCAUAAAAAUCCCUUAAACACUUUAGUUGUAUGAUGGUCCUUUUCGGAUACAAACAUCUUCACAGAUGAUCCACUACCUCUUUUGUGUUUCCUGUUUGUGUGGCCUGGCGCUCCAUAUAUAACAUAAAGUGUUAUUUUUUUUCCUUUGCUUUUUUUAGGCUGUAUGUGCUGGUUACAUCAAAGCAACUUUUCAUUGUAAAAUUGUGUCUUAAAAAUAUUUGGUCACAUUUUUCAUGAUAACUGAAAACAUUAUUUAUGUGAAAAUCUUGUUUUGAAAAUAUUUCUGUCUGUAACAUGAAAUGGAUGGGACAGACCUAUCUGGUGCUUAUAAAAAGAACAGAAUUUUGUACUUGUAGAAUGACUACAUACAAUGAUUUUAAAGAUGUUAACUUUCCAGGGCAAUCUAUAAUUAUAUCUUGUGUAAAUAUUUUGUAACUGUUGAAAAUCUUAAUACAGCAUAUAUUUAAAUGGCUAUUAAAUUAUACUCUUAAAUAAG
Crotalus tigris (Tiger rattlesnake) is the source of this 6468-nucleotide messenger RNA. RefSeq names its product collagen type XXIV alpha 1 chain (gene COL24A1). Gene Ontology annotation, molecular function: extracellular matrix structural constituent. The record is from RefSeq and is a predicted model, not a curated record. Bases 424 to 5601 code for a protein of 1725 amino acids. Lineage: Eukaryota; Metazoa; Chordata; Lepidosauria; Squamata; Viperidae. The transcript is spliced from 61 exons.